AUGCCAGGUCGCAGGCCCUACCGCCAAGUCAUCGACGGUGUACCGAGGUGCCCUCUGGUCGUUCCAGCAGUAUUUCGUAAAAGCCUCUCCUUCCGCGCUGCCAAGGGUGACGUCGUGCAGAGCACCUACCCCAAAAGUGGGACCCAUUGGCUUCAGUACAUAACACAGUUAAUCGUCAACGGAGGAAAACCCGUCAGCUCCUACGGCGAGUUCACCCGCAACCACCGGGCAAUCGAGUAUGUGGAGACUGAUGGCUGGGAGUCGCCUCUACCUGUGAGACUGUUUCUGACGCACCAACCGCACAGCCGUGAGUCUAUGAACGAGGAGGCCAAGUACAUCUACAUCGCUCGGAACCCAUGGGACGUCUGCGUCUCGCAGUUUCGCAUGACCACAGACCUCAGCUACUUCCAUUUCGAGGACGGCACAUUCGAAGAGUUCUUUGAAUCUUUCAUCGAGGGAGACUUGGGCUUUGGGAGCUACUUUGACCACGUGGCGUCAGCGUACACCACCAAAGACGACCCAAACUUCUUCUUCGUCACUUACGAAGAGCUCAAGAAAGACACUAGAGGCACAGUUUUGAGAUUGGCUAGCUUUUUGGGUGAGAGAUACGAGAGAGCUCUGCUUGAAAACUCGCAAACGCUACUGAAUAUCCUUGAAUGGUGCAAACCAGAACACAUGAGGAAUGUCAUCGUGUUUAAUCUCAAAGAAAGCGAGACACCGGAAUGGAACGAUCUAUAUGCUAAGAUUAACAUUACGAGCAAGGAAGGCUACGGUGGAGACAAAACAAAGUACGCUUUGGUAAAAGAAGCCAAAGUGGGAAGCUGGAAGGAAUACUUCACGCCUUACCUGCUUGCCCGUUUGGAGAAGAAAAUACAGGAAGAAGGGGACAAGGCAUGUUUUAUGGAGAUAUGGGAAGAUAUUCGAAAGCAAGCGUUCAAGCUAUCCCGCGCGUCUUCAGAGUACCGGGACUUUUCGUUACCUUAG
Messenger RNA from Dermacentor andersoni, 984 nucleotides. Its product is annotated as sulfotransferase 2A8-like. Gene Ontology annotation, molecular function: sulfotransferase activity. Lineage: Eukaryota; Metazoa; Arthropoda; Arachnida; Ixodida; Ixodidae. The record is from RefSeq and is a predicted model, not a curated record.